Molecule: messenger RNA, 1104 nt
Organism: Hypoxylon fragiforme
Lineage: Eukaryota; Fungi; Ascomycota; Sordariomycetes; Xylariales; Hypoxylaceae
Exons: 1
Coding region: 1-1104 (367 amino acids)
Source: RefSeq, a predicted model, not a curated record
AUGCAAGAGGAAAGCAUGGCUUUCUAUAACGGAUACCAGCUAUGCAAAUGUGGAAGAUCAGACGCUAGCAUGCGAUUCCAGCUCCCUGGAGGCCCGAUGCCACCCUACUAUGAUAACGCCGCCGUCUGUCGCAUGUGCCUAGGGUCCAUUCUCCCUCGACAAGAAGCCGUAUUGUCCCCCGAACCCCAAGGCCGCUGGCAUCAGCGCCCACGAGAAGAAGCACAACCUUACCCAUCCUGGCCAAACCCCUUGGGAUCCCACUCAUCCUGGCCGGGGCCCCCGGGACCCCAAGACUACUAUUCUCGAAGUCUAGCAUCAUACCCAUCCUGGCCAGAACCACCCAGACCCCCAGGACCACAAGAUCGCUACUCUCGACGUCCAGCAUCUUACCCAUUCUGGCAAGAACCCCAAGACCGCUACUCUCAGCGCCCGCGAGAAGCGUUAUCCUACCCAUACUCGCCAGAACCCCAACGGUAUCAAGACGUCUACAAUCGCUGUGGUGUUGAAUCUCGGAGUCCAGAACAACCACCAUAUCAUGGGAUGCCACUAAAUACUGCUGAGAGCUGUGUCCCUCGCCCUAUCACGACACCAACGACUGAUAGCCCAUACGCCAGCAGCUAUUCCACGACCAUAAGUGUCGGAAGUUCAGACCAUACGCCGCAAGUUGUAGGCAGCCCUGCCAUGGCAUCUAAAGCUACUUCCGCCCCCACCGUCCCCACAAUAUACUUUGACAGCUAUCGAAGUACUCGAGGUAGUCGAAGGCGUAGACCGAUCUCUCUGGAGGUCCACUACGAAAAGGAAGAGCCUGAUGAAAAUGGUGGAUAUGACGGCAACGAAGACCACGGCCACGACGACGACAUUGAUGAGGAAGAAGAGGAGGAAGAUCCAGCCCUUGUCUUUGAUCCUGACGGGAAAAUCAAAUUGCUGGGAGAUGAAUGGGAGGUUCCCGAUGAGGCGACGGCGUAUUCAGAGGCUGGCCCUAUGUGGGGGAAUGCGGAGUUGGUCUCAUUCUUUGACUGCAUUGCCUCGAAUGGAGAACCUGACGUUUUGGCUGCCACGGAAAAUGUGACCUGCGACCUGACCAUGGCUGGCGGCCUUUCAUGA